AUGAUCAGCGGAUGGAUUGUUAAUUUCGGGGCGGGCUUCGCGACCGAUCCGAUGCACGAGCUUGCCCAGCAUAAUCCCAACCUCUCCGCAAUGUUUAUCGAUCCCCAGGGUGUCCGAGGGAAGCAUCCGCCACACAGAGGAGUGCAUUUCGUACACGAGGCCGCAAGUCCUGUGAAUCUCUGUUCUGUGUUGCUGAAAGGUGGACUCGCGUGCUCGCCGCCUGGGUCGUUGGCUACCCCUAUCGAUUUUGUUAAGGUUGACAUUGAUAGUUUUGAUUGCGCUCUGGCUAAGGCUGUGUUGAGGCUUGCCAGGCCGAUGGCUGUAUGGAUUGAGGCCAACAUCGCUGUGCCGCCUCCCGUGCGGUUCUCGCGCCAGUGGGACUCCCGAUUCUACGAGGCCACCCAGCAGGUGUCUUCGUUCGGCAGAACGCCUGCAACCUUCGGCUGCUCCACCAGUGCAGCUGUUGCGCUGUUCCACGAGGAAGGCUACGGCCUCUUCGGGAGCGACGAUCAAGACCUUGUGUUUGUCCGUCGUGAUCUGACGACGCAUGUUGGCGAAAUCGGUAUUGAUGAAUUCCUCUGCCACCGAGCCAUUCUCUCUGCAAGGACGUCGAUUUCGUUUGUCCGCAACGCCCUGGUCGCAGAGUGGUUGGAUGGCGAUGCUUCCGAGUCAUUGCGCAACAUCUGGUGCAACUUCACCGUGCACGACUACCUUUUAGGACUGGACGGCAUGCCCUUCGCAAUGUCCGUCUAG
Messenger RNA from Prorocentrum cordatum, 753 nucleotides. The record is from the annotation of a GenBank genome assembly. Lineage: Eukaryota; Dinophyceae; Prorocentrales; Prorocentraceae.